UUACCUCAGGUGCAGCUUCACUCGGGAAGAGAACUUGUCAUCGAUUGUAAUGAGAAAUGGUGAAUGCCUUUCUAUGCAUUUAUAAGAAUGUAAACACAAUGGAGAUAGGAGGCAGAAGAACAGCUUCUUCACUGGACAAACCAGUCUUCCAAUUUAUGUUUGUUCCAGUCUAGUAACCAUUAUGAAACACAGCCUGUGAUCACAUUUAUAAAUACUUUAAUUAAACCACUGGACAAGUUAAAGUGCUUUAUUGAUUUUCAUAAGUGGCUUCAGAUAAGUGCUUGAACUAGGAAGGAUUAAAAUCUGCUUUAGUUCCUCAGUCUAUGUUGUUUGCAUUAUAAAUGCAAUAAUGUUUACUGUACUGCUUUAUGCCUCUUGUGAACUAGAAACUACUAUUAUUAUAGAAACUCUUAACUGAAAAUACUAAAGUUAAGUAAAUGCUCAAAAUAUUGUGUAUGUACAUUGGAAAAUUGUUAUUACAAAGUACAUGUAACAUUAUUUUACUACAAAUUGUCGUUAUCAUUGUAAGUAGAUGUCUGCUGCUUCCCAGAUUGUGAAAAAAUCCCACAUUGCAUUUUUUGAAAUUUGGAAGUUAACUCAAACUGUUGGUGAUUUUACAAAUUGGAACUGGACUGAAAGGCAAGUGAGAUAUGGAUCUUUGAAGCUGUCAUUUUAAGAUACACAAUGGGAAAUUAACAGAUCUGAAUGAUUGAGAUUAUUUUUGUGUAUGAGAUAAAUAAUGAAGACAGUGAAAUAUUCCCCACUGUAAAGUUUAGAUAUGUACUGAAGUGUUGGUUAUCUCGUAGAAAAAAUUAACAAGAUGGUUGAAUUGACCAAUGUCUGUUUCAUUGUGGUGACUAUAAUUGCUUUGGUUACUCAAGUAAUUGUACCAAUUGUCAAAGGACCCUUGUCCCAGCUUCAGCCAGAACUUGCUGCAUGGUUACAAGAACAAGCCCUUGAAAAACAUGCAGGACUCUUUGUUGAUGCAGGAGUAUGGAGACUUGUGGACGUUGUAGAGAUGGGUCCCCUGCGAGGUCUCCCUUUGGUGGAACAAGAACGGACAACUGCGGCUGUAUUUGACCUCAAGCAGCGCCUUAUCCUCAGUCAUUUCCUGAAGAAACAUGGAACUGAAACUGGGUUACCAAGGCUGGAGACUUUAGGCAUACGUACUCUCAAGGAGGCGGUGUACAUGGUGGACGCUUUUCCCCUUGAGUUUAAUGAUGAUGAUCGACUCAAUACUCUUCUUCACAGCCUUCCUAGAGAUAAAAAGGAGUUGGAUAUGUUAUCUGAGGAAAUCUGGACAGAAAUUGCAAAGAUGUACCACCUGCCAAGUGCCAGAGGAUGGAGCCUUUCUCUUGGUGAGUACACUACCUGUACUAUAUUGUAUUGCUAUACAAAAUGUAGUAAGAUGAGUUACAGCAUUGUGCCAUAUGAAAUUCCUGGUUCUUUGUUUGCAUAGUAUGAACAGCUGACCAGCCAGGGAAGGAGCUGUUUAUGUAAUAUGAAAUCAAGUUUUGUACAGUAUCUAUGUGUUACUGUAUGUUUUAUGUGUGAUAUUUAGUGUUUAUUAAAGUCUUGUGUUCCCAAACUAGA
Messenger RNA from Homarus americanus (American lobster), 1593 nucleotides. RefSeq lists its product as uncharacterized. The transcript has 5 exons. Bases 821 to 1459 code for a protein of 212 amino acids. NCBI's taxonomy places the organism in Eukaryota, Metazoa, Arthropoda, Malacostraca, Decapoda, Nephropidae. The record is from RefSeq and is a predicted model, not a curated record.